Limanda limanda (common dab) is the source of this 2820-nucleotide messenger RNA. Its product is annotated as protein ELFN1-like. The record is from RefSeq and is a predicted model, not a curated record. The transcript is spliced from 4 exons. Lineage: Eukaryota; Metazoa; Chordata; Actinopteri; Pleuronectiformes; Pleuronectidae. Bases 1 to 2820 code for a protein of 939 amino acids. Gene Ontology annotation, molecular function: protein binding. Gene Ontology annotation, cellular component: plasma membrane.
AUGGCGAGCAGCUCCUCACGGAUAUCUCAGAUGGACAUGGCGACGAAAUCCCAAAUGGCCCAGAGGAUAGGACGGCAGAGGCCUCACGUGACCGGAGGCUCGUCGUCGGUGGUCCUGUCCGGAGCCAGCUCCUUCCUCUGCUGGCUCACCCUGCUGUCAGUGAUGCGGUUGCCGACGGUUACAGCCGACUGUUGGCUCAUCGAGGGGGAGAAGGGCUUCGUGUGGCUGGCCAUCUGCAGCAUGAACCAGCCGCCUUACGAGGCCAUCCCCUCCCACAUCAACAGCACCAUCGUGGAUCUGAGGCUGAACGAGAACAAGAUCAGGUCGGUCCACUACUCGUCGCUCAGUCGCUUCGGGAACCUCACCUACCUGAACCUCACCAAGAACGAUAUCAGCUACGUGGAGGACGGAGCCUUCUCAGCACAAUUCAACCUGCAGGUUCUCCAGAUGGGCUUUAACAAGCUGAGGAACUUGACAGAGGGGAUGCUCCGGGGCCUCGGCAAGCUGCAGUAUCUCUACCUGCAAGCCAACCUCAUCGAGACGGUCACACCCAACACCUUCUGGGAGUGUCCCAACAUCGAGAACAUAGAUCUCUCCAUGAACAGGAUUCAGGUGAUGGACAGCAGCUUGUUCUCUGGACUCUCCAAGCUGACGACCUGCGAACUUUACACCAACCCCUUCAACUGCUCCUGCGACCUGCUGGGCUUCCUGCACUGGCUCGCCGCCUUCCCCAACCGCACCAGUGAGCGGAUGGUGUGCGACUCGCCCGUGGGCAUCUCCGGCUUCACCCUCCUGAGUCAGAACCCGCGCAUGCCCACCCAGCGCACCGCCCUGCACGUGCUCAGCACCGUGUGCACGGACGACGGGAGCAGCGUGACGCCUUUCUAUCCCAACAGCGCGUUCGAUUCCACGACGCCGCCGCCCGAUCCCAACUCUCCCUGCGGGUUGGACGAUUGCGCUUCCGGGACCCCCCCUGACGAGGUCAUCAACUUGACGUACCCCAUCUUCUCUGACACCAGUCCGCUCAUGGUGCUGAAGCAGGUGCUGCAUUCGAGUGCUGUGGUCACGGUUCAGAUCCCACACCCGUACAGGAAGAUGUACAUCCUGGUGCUUUACAACAACAGCUUCUUCACAAAUAUCCAGAACCUGAAAUAUCAAAGAGAAGAUAUUGAGCUCAAGACCCCGAAACCGAACACCGACUACACCUACUGCGUGGCCUCCAUACGGAACUCUCUGCGCUUCAACCACACGUGUCUCACCAUCUCCACCGGCCGCCGGGAGGGCGCCGAGCGGCCGGCCAAUGAGUCGUCAGCCACUCACUACAUCAUGACUAUUCUGGGCUGCUUGUUUGGGAUGCUGGUCUGUCUCGGCGUCCUCGUCCACUGCCUGAGGAAGAGGAGGAUCAAUGAGGAGAAGGAGCGGAAGAUGAGCAGGAUCCAGAGGACGCUGAUAGAGCUCAAGUAUGGCGGAGAAGCGGAUAUAGAGGGAGGGAACGGAGGAUCUGUUUCCCAGAAGAUCGCUGCCGGGGACAGCCUGUCCAGAAUGCCCUACCUGCCCCAGGGGGGUGAGAUCGAUCCCUACAAGCUGCAGGAGGUGAUAGAAACACCAGCGCACAAGCCUGCCAAACUCAACUACAUGGAGGUCAGAGGUUCCGGCAUCGAGAGGGAGCGAGAGAGAGAGCGAGAGAGAGAGAGGGAGAUGUCGCCGCAAGAAAACCCCCAGGGCUCGGUCGCAGAGAUCUCCACCAUCGCUAAGGAAGUUGAUAAAGUUAACCAGAUCAUCAACAACUGUAUAGAUGCUCUCAAGUCUGAGUCCACCUCCUUUCAGCAGGGGAUGAAAUCCCCCUCUUCUGCAGGGGGAGGAGCUGUUUCAACUGCCGAGCCGCAGCUGGUGCUUCUCUCUGAGCAAGGAGAGAGAGGAGAGAGAGGAGAGAGAGGAGAGAGAGGAGAAAGAGGAGAAAGAGGAGAAAGAGGCAGUGAGUUCCUCUCCCCCGUGUAUAAAGGUGGGAGAGGAGGAAGAGAAGAUAGGGGGAGGAGCUACCAUCAUUCUUUGCAGCGACACCACAGCAUGGAGGCUCCUCCCACCUCCAAGAGACCCAGCACCUCCUCGUCCCCUGGCUCCGCCCGCAGCCCUCGCUCCUACCGCUCGGAGGGAGGGUACCACUCCUCAGAGACCCGCUACAUCGAGAGGACCUCACCGGGAGACAGAGGAGAGAGGGGAGGAGAGAGGGGAGGAGAGAGGGGAGGAGAGAGGGGAGGAGAGAGAGGAGGAGAGAGGGGAGGAGAGAGGGGAGGAGACGCCAUCCGCACAGUCAACCCGGCAGCAGCUAUCCUUCGAGCAGAAGCCCAGAGAAUCCGCCAGUACAAUGAACACCGCCACUCCUACCCCGGCUCCCAGCAGCACCUGCAGGAGCUGCAGCACCACCCGCAGAUCCUGCAGGAGCUCCACCACCACCCCCCCGGGGGCCGGAAGCCCUCCGUGCUGGACCCCCUCACCCUCAGCAGGCAGGCCAAGCAGCGCGAGCUCGUCUACUCCCAGCUCUCGCCCCACUACCCGCUCUCCCCCCAGUACCACAACCUCAGCUACUGCUCCAGCCCCGACGAAGACGAGGAGGAGGAAGGGCUCCUGUGCACCCCCACCCUGGGCCUGUGGGAGAGGUUCAAGCUGCACCGCAAGAGGCACCGGCAGGCGUCCAUGGAGGACGAGGGCUACGUGGCAGCGGGACACGCGCUGAGGCGGAAGGUUCAGUUCGCCAAGGAUGAGGAUCUGCACGACAUACUGGACUACUGGAAGGGCGUGUCCGCCCAGCAGAAGGCCUGA